Molecule: messenger RNA, 457 nt
Organism: Amoebophrya sp. A25
Lineage: Eukaryota; Dinophyceae; Syndiniales; Amoebophryaceae
Source: the annotation of a GenBank genome assembly
CUUCUCCUCAGGAGACGGCAAACAAGAAGGACGAAACCACAGACUUCAAGGAUGUAUCCUCGCAGCUAAAGACGGAUCUCGAGGGAAAGUUUCCUGCCUUUCUUCACCAGGGAAAUGCGGAUCCAGAAUGUGACCUCACACCACACGGAAAAGCACGAGCGGAAAACCCCGAUCAGAAUUUCGCGAGUGAACUGUUGCCGCGCGAACUGAUCGAGACUAAGAAUUUGGUUCAGCCUGUUCAGCCACGACGGGAAGAUGCAUCACGCCCUUCAAUCGCGGGAUUCAGGACCGAAAAGUUUUCACCAGAAGAAGGCCAGCAAAAGCAUCUUCUACCUUCACACGACGAGGAGAAGAAGAAGGAGAGGCGAGUCUACAUGACGACGGGUUUUUCUCUUCUUCCGUUUCUCACUCAGAUUUUACCUGAGGAUAUUAUCAUAGUCGCGGACUGGGACCCCAC